AGAUUUGGAUUUAUGAAUUCUGACCUCUAAUACGAAAUGACAAAAACUUGUUAGACUUAAUAUAGGAUCUUAAAUAAAACCGAACACUACUCUCCUCCCUUUUUCUCUGUGUAUAUUGAGACCCUAACCCCUCUCUCUUUUUACAGGGGUAAGGUUGUGUUCAUAUUGACACCCUAACCCCAAUGGCGUUGGGAUUAAACUGGGUUUGUUAGUUUCAAAACUAUAAUAACAUGCGUACAUUUUUCUGCAUAACACUGGGUUAAAAUGAGGUGACUACCGCAUAGAUUUGCGUGACCAUGUUGACCUUCCUUCCUGCCUAUAAAUUAAGCUACUAGUGGGUGAUCUACAGAUAUCCAUUCAUAAAUCAGCUGGCUAGGACGUGAAGCAGAUACACAGAUCAAUACACAAAGCAUCUCCAGAGGUUUUGUUUUCCAACCACAAUUUUAGCCAUGGAAGGUGACUAUCCUGAAGUUCCAAUUGAGAUGACCAAGCUUUUCCAUCGAAUUGACCGUGAACUUUAUUCAGCCCUGGUUUUCAAUCUCCAGUGCAACCCAAGGGCAUCUAUGCUUGCAAUUGCCUUCUGGAUUUGGCUGGAACACAUCACUUUAGAGAAUGUAGUGACCAAAAUAUUGUCGUUGUCGUCCUUGGAAAUGAUCAAUGGACUCUUCAAUGAAGCUGUGGUCUGCCUUGGAUGCAUUGCAAACACCAUGUGUUAUUUCUCUCAUACAUCAAGUGAGCUUUCACUCACUCAACAUCUUUUGGGACAGCACUUGUCCCUCAAGUACUUAUAUGAAAACCGGGUCGUGGCUUCUGAUGGGAUCAAAAACGUUGUAUCAAGAGUUUGUCUCAAUGCAUUAAAGGAUCUCAUGGAAAUGGCCAUCCACAUUAACACCCAACAACACUUUGUUCAAAGUGAAAUGGCACAUAUCAACUGCUUCCUUGGUGAUUUGUCAUCUCAAUCUGGUGGGGUGCCUCGACGAAUGCCAACCAUCAAGGCACCAAAAGGAAAGAGGACAAUGUUUGCUACCUUCUCCAAGGGAGUCCCAGUUUGCGAAGGGGAGAUCCGUCUGUUCUUCGACGAGAUGUUUGGAGACUGCAUCGAUUCCAUCUCCAUGCAGGUAGUCAAGCCCAACGAGCAGCCACUCUUCGCCCUUGUUGUCUUCACCACUCCAGGAAUAAUCGACUUCAUCCUCAAUGGCACUGCAAAAGCAAAAUUCUCCAUUAAUGGAAAACAGGUUUGGAUGCGCAAAUUUCUCCCAAAAUCAUAAGCCCUAUCUCUCUCAUGUCCUCAACCAUUUACCGUGAGGGCGUUUCGUUUUUACCCUUUUGUCGUGUUUUACUUUUUACUGUGCGAAGCCCGAUCAUCGUGGCACUUUCUCGUUUCGGUUUCUAGCUUGCAAUUAAGCCCCGUGUAUGGUUGUCGUUUCC
Messenger RNA from Cuscuta campestris, 1428 nucleotides. The record is from the annotation of a GenBank genome assembly. Lineage: Eukaryota; Viridiplantae; Streptophyta; Magnoliopsida; Solanales; Convolvulaceae.